CAACAAGAUCAAGAGUGUCAACGGAGAAAGAUCUCAGAAAAACAACAGUCCGUACCACGAUAUGAAACGAUAGAAAUACGAGUUAUAUGUCUUGGUAGGGGGGAUGAACGAAAAUAUUACUCCAAGGAGUCCCGCAUCAGCGCCCACAUGUUGUAUAGCGCUAGUGAUGUGUGUCUCUUGUUAAUUUUAGCUGACAUAUCGAUAAAAGCAUCGAUUAUAGAAACAAAUCUUUUACUCCCACACCUAUCAUCAUCAUAAUAUGACUUCGUAAUCCAUCAUCAGAGUGUAUGAAAAUUUUUAUGCAUAUUAUAAAUUUCUUUUCAUAGCUUAUUAUAUGAAUUACGAACCAAACGAUGAGCGUCUCUAAUGCCUUCAUAUAACAAUCCGUGACUGCGACAUCAAUCGAUAAGCCAACAUCUCUAAAUCUCCCCCGUCUCAAGGAGCGGCCAGUGGCUCCGGCUAGUCACAUUUCAGUCGGCGCCCGCGCAACAGCUUAACUCCAAAAAUACAUACAACCCGGCCACAUGCGGACGCGCGUCGUAGUUUGUGUUACCUGAAUAUAUGUGCAGUGCGAUCUGUGGUCAUUUAGAUGAAGGCAUGUCGCCCACAGCUAUCGGGGACUGGCCGCAGUGGUGUGGCAAAGUCGAAGGAUGCCCUCAGGCUCUGCUAGGCUGGCUGUACCUCACACCGGAACAAAACGAUCAGUGGGCCCCGGGUUCAGUAUGGGGUCCCUUACCAACAGCCACAGCGGGCUCUCCACCACAAGACGACGCCAGUUCCCUCGCGGAACAGCUGGCAGCACUGUCGCUCCGCCGACCGCCUCGGCCUCCGCCCCCGGCGUACAUGUGUCAUUUGUGCUUCAAGAAAGGACACUUCAUUGGAGACUGUCCACAGGCACGACCGAAGGGGGAAGGUUUGACUCCUUACCAAGGGAAGAAACGUUGUUUCGGAGAGUACAAGUGCCCAAAAUGUAAACGCAAAUGGAUGAGUGGGAACUCUUGGGCCAAUAACGGCCAGGAAUGCAUUAAAUGCCGCAUCAAUGUCUUCCCGCACAAACAGAGGCCUCUUGAAAAACCGGACGGCCUGGAUGUGAGCGAUCAGUCAAAAAUACAUCCGCAACACCUCUGUCAGAAGUGCCGUUCACUGGGUUAUUACUGCCGCAGAGAAUAUUAGUAACAAGAAACUUUUUUUAAUUCUAAAAAUAAUAUUAUAUGUAUUAUCGAGUUAUUUUGAUUUUUGCCAAAAAUGUUAACGAAAUAAAAAACAUAUUCAACUCAGUUUAAUUACUUGUGUUGAUAUAGAUUUUUAGAAUAUCGUGGCAUCCUGUGGACCCUCUCGUCAUUCCACAUAACUUUAAAUUCAGAAUUUGUUUAUAAAUAAUUUUACAAAUUAAUGUUUUUUAAUGUUUACAUGGAAAUUGAAUUUUGUUUUAAGACAAAAUUAUGUUCAAUAUACAACUUCGCAAAUACUAAGCUGCAGCUUACGAUGUAAUUGAUAAUAUUUUGUUAAAAUUUUUGAAUAUUUUUGUGUGAUGUAAAAAUUUCAGUAAAACUAUAUUUUCGGAUUCGUCUUAUUUAUAUUCUGUUUUUCAUCAAGAUGUUUUAAUUUCAAUCGUUGCCCUUAUCCGAUGCGGUGAUGACAGAAGAUAUGUCAGUGUCAUCAAAGUUACUAAAGUACUUGAUUCGGUACCUAUAACCUAGCAAUAAAUAUUUAAAUUGUUGACAAUCUAGUUAGAUCCGAAUGUCCAAUUUUAUUUGUAUGUUUUUUCCUUAUAUUUUUAUAAUUAUAAAGUAACUAUUUGUCCAUUUAAAAUGUCUAGUGUAUAAGAAAUCUAAUAUUAAAUUUACGUCUAUAGGUAUAUUACAUUAAUUACAAUGUAAACAUAUAUAUCAUGUAUAUUUCGAAUACCAAAAUGUUCUUGUACAAUUUUAAGUAGCGUAAGUCGACUCCAGGCAUUAUAGAUACUUAUAUUAUGAUGUAUAUUAUGUAAUAGGAAUAGAUAUUAUAUUUUAAGAUACUCACAAAUGUAACAAAAAAAAUAUGUCUGUACGUACAUGAUAAUAAUCAAUAAUAUCUCAGAUAAAAGAAGAAAACUAUAUAAGUUUGUCUGUUUUAUUGUUACAUACAACAAACAAAUUGUUUCAAUAGUAUUCUACAUAGUCAUUCAAACCUAACUCCCAUACAAUUUUUUUAACAUCACAUCCAUGACAAAAUAGGAAAGUUAUGAAACAUGAAUUAAAUGAAAUUAGUAUGUAAAUUACAUCUUGCAGUUAUUAAGGCGCUAUUCAUUAAUUUUUAACAGCCGUAUCUUAGAAAAAAGUCCUUUAUUAAUAUUAAGACGGUAUUAAAUCCAAACAAAUGUGAAUUCUAUUUGUGCCAAAUUAGUUUUAAGUUUGAUUGAAUUAUCAGCCGCAUGUGCCAUACACUUACAAAUAUUUACAAUAUAUUUAUUCAUCGAUAAAAAUUUCACUGUUGUGGUUGAAUCAUCGUUACUAUUAAGGGAUUGCCGCUGAAUCUAUGGUGCUCGGUUAUGAUUCAUAACAUGCACACUACUAGUUGCUGUUGUGUCACAAAAAUAAAAUUAUAUUUUACAAUAUUUCUGUGCCUAUAAAAUGUAAUUAUUAGUUAUAAUUUUAAUAUAGAUAUAUAUAUAAUUAUUGAUGAACAUAUUAUUGAAUUAUUACUUACUUAGUAUCAAGUGAUGUAUGAGAUUAUUUUAAUAAAUUUUAUUCAUAUA
Messenger RNA from Danaus plexippus (monarch butterfly), 2737 nucleotides. RefSeq names its product zinc finger CCHC domain-containing protein 24-like. The record is from RefSeq and is a predicted model, not a curated record. The transcript is spliced from 4 exons. Lineage: Eukaryota; Metazoa; Arthropoda; Insecta; Lepidoptera; Nymphalidae. Bases 562 to 1173 code for a protein of 203 amino acids. Gene Ontology annotation, molecular function: zinc ion binding; nucleic acid binding.